AGUCCUGCCCUGCCCGCCCUGCCCUGCCCUGCCCUGCCCAGGCUGUGGGCGAGGCUGGUCCUGGGGCGAGUGGGUGGGAGGUCCCAGCUACUGGGCUGGGCCUGCCCAGCAUGAUCCCUCCCCGGCACCUUGGCCCCUGACCCCCAUUUGCUCACACCUAGUUCUUUUCCAGCACCUCCUGGCCUUCCUCCCUUUGCCCCCUCCUCUCUUUCCCCUUCCUGCCCCUUGCCGGUGCCCUUUUUCCUUUCCAUCCAUCUUAAGGGAACUGGCUCUGUUCCACCGCGGGAGGGGUGUUGCACACCCGGGUUUCCCUCAAGCUUAGGGAGAGAUCCUUCUCAGAAGUCUGGACUCCCUCCUGUCCUCGGGAGAUCUUAGCCAGGAUGGAGGCUGUUGUGAACUUGUACCAGGAAUUGAUGAAGCGUGCAGAUCCCCGGAUCCAAAGCUACCCUCUGAUGGGGUCCCCCUUGCUAAUAACAUCCAUCCUUCUGACUUAUGUGUACUUCGUCCUAUCACUUGGGCCUCGAAUCAUGGCUAAUCGGAAGCCCUUCCAACUUCGAGGCUUCAUGAUUGUCUACAAUUUCUCACUGGUGUUACUCUCCCUCUACAUUGUCUAUGAGUUUCUGAUGUCUGGUUGGCUGAGUACCUACACCUGGCGCUGUGACCCUGUAGACUUUUCCAAUAGCCCUGAAGCACUUCGGAUGGUUCGAGUGGCCUGGCUCUUCAUGCUUUCCAAGGUCAUUGAGCUGAUGGACACAGUGAUAUUUAUUCUCCGGAAGAAGGAUGGGCAAGUGACCUUCCUGCAUGUCUUCCAUCACUCCGUGCUUCCCUGGAGUUGGUGGUGGGGGAUAAAGGUUGCUCCAGGAGGAAUGGGUUCUUUCCACGCCAUGAUAAAUUCCUCUGUACAUGUUGUCAUGUACCUCUACUACGGACUGUCUGCCCUUGGCCCUGUGGCUCAGCCCUACCUUUGGUGGAAAAAACAUAUGACAGCCAUUCAGCUGAUCCAGUUUGUCCUGGUCUCACUGCACAUCAGCCAAUACUACUUCAUGCCCAGCUGCAACUACCAGUACCCACUCAUCAUCCACCUCAUCUGGAUGUAUGGCACCAUCUUCUUCAUCCUCUUCUCCAAUUUCUGGUAUCACUCUUACACCAAGGGGAAGCGGCUGCCCCGUGCAGUUCAGCAAAAUGGAGCUACCACCAAGGUCAAGGCCAACUGAGAAGCAUGGCCUAGACAUUGCCCACCUAAGUGCCUCAGGACUGCACCUUGGGCAGCAUCCACAAGUGUCCUCUCUACCUAGACCCAGGGCUCUUGUGGUCAGGACUGAGUAGGCGGACUGGCUCUCCCCUCCCUACAGCGGGUCUACAAGAGACCACUGUUCCCAUUCCUUCUCCCAGCCAGCUCCAGGGAUGUGGCCUUACUGCUGUCUGCCACCAGAACUGGAGGCUGAAAGGGCUGGACACUUACUUCCCCCUCCCUGCCUUAAACUUGGGAGAGGAACACUCAGGGCUGGCCCGCACCCGGGUCUUGUGGCCUUUCUCCUCACACUGAAGAGGUCAGCAAUAAUCUGUCACUGUGGACUCAGGCUCCCUUUUCACUCCACAUUGAAGCAUGAGCUUCUGGGCCAAAGGUCAGGAUGGGCAGGCAGCAGGCCUGGCAGUGCAGGCUGUGCACUCACUUGUGUCUUAAUUAAAGUGACAGGAAACCACUGA
This is a messenger RNA of Grammomys surdaster, 1707 nucleotides long. It is a transcript of the gene Elovl1, whose product is annotated as ELOVL fatty acid elongase 1. The coding region runs from base 381 to 1214 and encodes 277 amino acids. The record is from RefSeq and is a predicted model, not a curated record. Gene Ontology annotation, molecular function: fatty acid elongase activity. Gene Ontology annotation, biological process: sphingolipid biosynthetic process; very long-chain fatty acid biosynthetic process; fatty acid elongation, saturated fatty acid. NCBI's taxonomy places the organism in Eukaryota, Metazoa, Chordata, Mammalia, Rodentia, Muridae. The transcript is spliced from 8 exons. Gene Ontology annotation, cellular component: endoplasmic reticulum membrane.